AACACUUUGCCACACAUUUUUGUCUCUCUCUCUCUCCACUUCGUUACUCUCAACGAACGGUUCGAAUCUCUUCAACGCCGGAGGCAACUCAGGCGGAGUAGUUUCCGAUGAGGCUGAUAGUACCUCUACGUGGCGUAAUCCAAGGCCGUGGCGGUCUCUUCGUCGGCUCUCUCAUCCCUUGUUGUCUCUUUUACUUUCUCCAGCUUUACCUGAAAGGACGCCGUCCUCCUCCCUCAGACCCGACGGAGUUACCGAGAACGUCGUCACGGUCUAAUCUCUUCUCCCGCGGAAACUCAAUCGGACGAGUUAGAGUCUCCUCUCGUGCUGUUCCUGUGGCGAAACCUCCCGAUUCGCCUUACUAUAUUGGAUUGGAGAGAGUCAAAACGGAUCCGUACGAUCGGAUUACGAAUACAGAUGGGAUUAUUCAGCUUGGAUUGGCUGAGAGUACGCUGUGCUUUGACUUGCUUCAGAGAUGGAUGUCUGAGAAUUUGAUGGAGUCGAUAAUGCAAUCUGGUGAUGGUGAAUUCGAUAUUAGUAGUAUCGCUAUGUAUAAACCUUUUGAAGGAUUGCUGGAACUCAGAGUGGCUUUUGCUGAUUUCAUGUCACGGAUAAUGGGAGGUAAGGUGUCAUUUGACCCUUCUAAGAUGGUUAUAACAGCUGGUGGGACUCCUGCUAUCNCUGAAUGCUUCCAUAAAGGUCAAGUUCGGACGAAGUUUUGGAUCAUUAUCAGGGGUUUGAUUGUUAUUUUCAAAACUCUUGGGAUCUUUCAAUAA
Molecule: messenger RNA, 773 nt
Organism: Camelina sativa (false flax)
Lineage: Eukaryota; Viridiplantae; Streptophyta; Magnoliopsida; Brassicales; Brassicaceae
Product: putative aminotransferase ACS12
Biological process (GO): biosynthetic process; amino acid metabolic process
Molecular function (GO): pyridoxal phosphate binding; aromatic-amino-acid:2-oxoglutarate transaminase activity; L-aspartate:2-oxoglutarate transaminase activity
Source: RefSeq, a predicted model, not a curated record